AUGCCUCGGCUAGUGUGCUGGGGCUGGGGGAGGGGGGCUCUCAAGAGACUAUUUAUUUCUGGAGAGCCCUUGUCAUGGCUGCUUGAGUAUGUAAGGAUACAGACUGAUGAGCUAAGUUCUCUAAGUUCCAUGGCUACCGCUCGGCGAACGGACGUUUAUUUUGGGCCCAUCCUCGCUGUUGCCGUUGCCGUUGCCGUCCUUCGCCAGCUAGCCACCAAACGCAUGUUGCGUUGCUAG
Molecule: messenger RNA, 237 nt
Organism: Cordyceps militaris CM01
Lineage: Eukaryota; Fungi; Ascomycota; Sordariomycetes; Hypocreales; Cordycipitaceae
Exons: 1
Coding region: 1-237 (78 amino acids)
Source: RefSeq, a predicted model, not a curated record